Messenger RNA from Gossypium raimondii (Peruvian cotton), 843 nucleotides. RefSeq lists its product as uncharacterized. Bases 103 to 645 code for a protein of 180 amino acids. Gene Ontology annotation, molecular function: protein-disulfide reductase activity; oxidoreductase activity, acting on a sulfur group of donors, disulfide as acceptor. The record is from RefSeq and is a predicted model, not a curated record. The transcript has 2 exons. Gene Ontology annotation, cellular component: cytoplasm. NCBI's taxonomy places the organism in Eukaryota, Viridiplantae, Streptophyta, Magnoliopsida, Malvales, Malvaceae.
AAAUUUUCCCCCUCCAGACAUACAAGACAUCACUAUUUCCAAAUCCUUCACUCUCAUCCAAAUCUCCUCUUUUGUUUCCUGCGAUUAAUUUCCUCUCCCCCCAUGGCUUCCGUAACGGUUGCUUUCUCUCCGAUUACCACCGCUGUUUCUGCCCCUUCUUCUUCGGUUUCCGAUCGGAGAAUAUCCGUUAGAUUACCGGGAUUUCGUGGUCUCAAGAGUAAAUCGACGUCGGCGUCGGUGGUUCCGUUGUUCCGAUCGGUGAUCCGGGAGCCGCUUAUAUGCGGUCGAGGUGGCCGUGUGGUAUGUGAAGCCCAGGAGACCGCUGUUGAUGUGUCAGCAGUGAAGGAAGAUGCAUGGCAAUCGCUUGUUCUUGAUUGUGAAUUGCCUGUUCUGGUUGAGUUUUGGGCUCCAUGGUGUGGACCUUGCCGUAUGAUACACCCCGUAGUUGACGAGCUGUCAAAGGAUUACACUGGGAAGCUCAAAUGUUACAAAGUUAACACCGAUGAGUGCCCUAACAUUGCAACUCAAUACGGAAUUCGAAGCAUUCCGACUGUUAUGAUCUUUAAGAAUGGGGAAAAGAAAGAUGCAGUGAUUGGUGCUGUUCCCAAAUCCACCUUGAUAACCUGCAUUGAGAGAUUCUUGUAGAAGUGGUAAGCAAAUAUCACUUCUCUUCUCUUCUGUAAUUUAAGCUAUUUCUAGUAAUUUCUAGGUUUGUCAACUUCCAGUAGCACAUAGUAAGUGUCACUGUACUAAUUUCACAUUUGGAGUCUACAAUUUUAACUAUAUUUUAUUUUAAAAUUUUAUAUUGAUCCUAAUAAAAUUUCGAAAUAUUGGUAUUGUAAA